UAUGGCCGCUUGAGGUCGCUGAGCAUUUACGUAGUUUCGGCGCCUUGUUUGGGUUGCUUGGAGACGGGACGCGUUGUGGCUGCUUGUGGUGCAGGAGAGUAGAGAGUGGGCUGCAAACAACAUAAAUGGAUUCUGAAUACCUGAAGAGAUGUGUAGGACAAUGUCUUGCUGAGGGACUGGCGGAAGUAGCAGAGAAAAGACCGGUGGAUCCCAUUUAUUAUCUGGCACACUGGAUCUACAAAUAUAGGAGCAACUUAGAUGAAUACGAAAAGAGGAAACUGGAAAGGGAGGAGCUGGAAAAAGAAAAGGAAGAAGCACGAAAAGAGCUUGAGAUGAUUGAAAAACUGAAGGAAGAAGAAAUUUUGAUUCAACAGAGGAUUGAAGAACAGAAGAAAGAGGCUUCUGAAGAGCAUCACCGAAAAACCAUUGCCGAACUUACCGAGAAAUUUGGUGCACCAAAAUUAUCUACCGUAGAAGAAACAGAUGAAAGUCUGGCAACAGGUGUGAGACAGAAGGACACCGAGGAAGAAACUGAAGUGGGUGAAGAAAAACCAGAUGAAGACCAGCUGAAGAGCGACACCAGCACAGACCCUGAGGAAGUCUCUGAGACACCUGCUUUAGGAGCAAAUCAUGGAGAGGUUUUGGAAGCUCCUGUGAGUGUUGAGGAGCCAGCGAAAGAAAAUAGCACUGGCCUCGAUUCAGCCAACACAACUGAGGGGCAAACUGAAAUAGAGGCCAAAGAACCAAUGCCUGAUACAGAGGAACACAAGUGACAAUAUUGCAGUAACUUGUGUUACAUUAUGACUUUCUCGCGUAUUAUUCUAGGAUUUUGAGUCACUCUUCUAAUAUACGUUGGAAGCUAAUCCAAUGCUGAAGGUAACAACACGUUCGAAUGCACUGAGUUGUAUGUCAAGCUCCAAUGCAUCCUGUGUCUUGCGGGCCAUACAGAAAUUGAGAACAAACUACUGAUAUUUUCAAAUAUUAAAUUUUACGUAUAUAUACUAUA
Messenger RNA from Rana temporaria (common frog), 1006 nucleotides. It is a transcript of the gene DYDC1, whose product is annotated as DPY30 domain containing 1. The coding region runs from base 126 to 773 and encodes 215 amino acids. Gene Ontology annotation, cellular component: Set1C/COMPASS complex. NCBI's taxonomy places the organism in Eukaryota, Metazoa, Chordata, Amphibia, Anura, Ranidae. The transcript has 5 exons. The record is from RefSeq and is a predicted model, not a curated record.